AUGCUGGUCGCCAACGAGACCGUCGCGGACCAUCUCGAGAAACACCGCAUGCCGGCGCUGUUUCGCGUGCACGAAGCACCCGAUCCGACAAAAGUCGCAGAGUUCGAGGCAUUCGCCGCGUCGCUCGGUUUCAGCCUCGGCGUGCCGGCCGAGCGCGUGACACCGGGGCAUUUUCAGCGGCUCUUGCGGCGUGUGCACGGCAAGCCGGAGGAGCGGCCGCUCGCAUUCCUGAUGCUGAGGACGAUGCAGCAGGCGCGCUACGACCCGGCCAACCUGGGACAUUUCGGGCUGGCUGCGCCGGCCUACGCCCACUUCACGUCGCCAAUCCGCCGCUAUCCCGAUCUGGUCGUGCACCGCGCCCUCCGGGAAUUGCGGGCGGAUGCACCCGACACCGAGCGGCGGGAGCGAUGGCGGGAGGAUCUGCCGGAGCUUGCGCGCCGGACGUCGGCCCUGGAACGGCGUGCGGAGGAGGCGGAGCGGGAGAUCGUCCAGUGGAAGAAGGUGCGGUUCAUGGUCCAGAAGGUCGGCGACGAGUUCAACGGCAAUGUCAUCGGGGUGACGGCGCCUUUGGGUUGUUCGUGGAGUUGA
This is a messenger RNA of Geodia barretti, 588 nucleotides long. The record is from the annotation of a GenBank genome assembly. Lineage: Eukaryota; Metazoa; Porifera; Demospongiae; Tetractinellida; Geodiidae.